Polyodon spathula (Mississippi paddlefish) is the source of this 3533-nucleotide messenger RNA. RefSeq names its product syntaxin-binding protein 3-like. Gene Ontology annotation, cellular component: secretory granule; plasma membrane. The record is from RefSeq and is a predicted model, not a curated record. The transcript has 19 exons. Gene Ontology annotation, molecular function: syntaxin binding. Bases 56 to 1750 code for a protein of 564 amino acids. Gene Ontology annotation, biological process: vesicle-mediated transport; intracellular protein transport; neurotransmitter secretion. Lineage: Eukaryota; Metazoa; Chordata; Actinopteri; Acipenseriformes; Polyodontidae.
GUUGACAUGUUGGAUCUGUGACGUCACAGUCGUGGGUUCCUGGAAAAAAAGCAAGAUGGCAGCUGGAACACAACACGGGUUAAAGAAUAUUCUUUGGAAGAAAAUAAAGGAAAACGUCAUCGAUGACCACAAAAAGCCAGGAGAAUGGAGGAUAUUAAUUUUGGAUCACUUCACCACCAAAUUGCUAUCUUCGUGCUGCAAGAUGUCGGAUCUAAUGUCCGAAGGGAUAACUAUUGUGGAAGACCUGUAUAAAAACCGUGAACCCGUUCCAGAGAUGAAAGCCAUUUAUUUAAUUUCACCAUCUGAAAAGGGUGUGGAUUCACUUGUUAAUGACUUCAAAAACACAUACAAGUACAAAGCAGCAUAUAUCUAUUUUACUGACUGUUCUCGUUGCAUUGUGUUCACUCUUGAUAAUCCAGAUGCCUUCCACAGUAUUUACAGCACCCACAGAACUGAUAAAGAUACUACGCUUCAGAAAAUGGCAGAACAGAUAGUGACGCUGUGUGCAACUUUGGAUGAAAACCCUGGAGUUAGAUAUAGAAAGGAACCCUUGGAUAAUGCCAGCAUGUUGGCUCAGUUGGUAGAGAACAAACUCUGCAAACAUUAUGAAUUGGAUGAAAAAUGCAAAAAAAAGAGCAAAACACAGGCACAACUUUUAAUAGUAGAUCGAGGGUUUGAUCCAGUUUCUCCUAUCCUGCAUGAGCUGACGUACCAGGCAAUGGUUUAUGAUCUGAUUUCAAUUGAAAAUGAUACAUAUAAGUAUCUGUCAAAAGAUGGUGUCGGUGCUAAGGAAAAACAAUCUGUACUUAAUGAAGAGGAUGAUCUUUGGACAAAACUUCGGCACAUGCACAUUGCAGAAGUUUCAGAGAAAAUCCCAAAACUUGUAAAGGAAAUUUCUGCAAACAAGAAAAUAAAAGACGGCAAGAUUACAAUGAGCGGUUUGUCUCAGCUAAUGAAGAAGAUGCCUUCUUUCCGCAAGCAAAUUUCAAAGCAAACAGUUCAUCUUAAUUUAGCUGAAGAAUGCAUGAACCAUUUUCAGGCAAAUGUGGAAAAACUUUGCAAGGUGGAACAGGACCUAGCUCUUGGAGCUGAUACAGAAGGACAGAAAAUUAAGGACCCUAUGCGAACACUUCUUCCAGUUUUGCUACAAAAGCACUCCACUUAUGACAAGAUAAGAGCUGUUCUGCUGUACAUAUUCAGCUUAAAUGGAACAACUGAGGAGAAUCUGAGAAAGAUCUUUCAACAAAUCGACAAUGAAAGUAGUAUUAUUUUAAACUGGAACCUCCUCGGAGUCCCCAUUCAUUCUUCAUCUUCACAGCAACGUAAGACGUCGAGGAAAGAUCGCUCCCACGAGGAAACCUACCAGCUCUCCCGGUGGACACCUGUUAUUAAGGAUGUCAUAGAGGAUGCUAUAGAUAACAAGUUGGACACUAAAGAAUGGCCCCAUAUAUCUGAAUGCCCUGCAGCUUGGAAUGGUUCUGGUGCUGUAAGUGCCCGUCAGAAACACAAGGGCAGCAGUCAAGAUGACCGACGGAGUGGUUCAAGACUCAUAGUGUUUAUAAUUGGAGGUGUUAGCUACUCUGAGAUGCGCUGUGCCUAUGAAGUGACUCAAGCAGUCAAGUCCUGUGAAGUAAUUAUUGGAUCGACUCACAUUUUGACGCCCAGAAGUCUUCUAGAGGCUAUGCAGGAUCUCAGCAAAACUAAAGGACCCAUGGAAACGUUCAAUAUUAUUGAGGAGAAAGCAGCCUGAUGUUUCAAAUAGUGGUGUAGUAAAGGUAAUUUAGAACGAAAGAUUACAGGGAAGGAUGUUUUCCCCCCAGUUUUUCAUAUUUUUUGUAAAGUAAAUAAUUUUAAAUGGGUUGACAGAAGGGCUUUUUACCCAACCAGGUCAUUCUUUCCACAGUUAAGUGAUUGUGAAGAACAAGCUCACCUUGGUGCGUAAGGUUUAUGUAUAGUCCGUGUACCUCUUCAAAUACUGUGUUUCUCUUUAUAUUAGCCUUCACUAAUUUAGCAACUGGCUAGCAAUUUUGUUCACAUUGUCAUCAUAUUUUAAUAUGGAUUCAUGGUAAAGCUUGAUACUAAAUAAUUGAAUAUCCCUUGAAUAUCGAUUUUGUGUUUUAAUAUUUUCUAUGAUGCUUUGGAUUUCAUUUACCAACUCGCACAUUUUACUUUUAACCCAAACUCUAUGUAAACUUGAUAUUUUUUAAAAAUUAUUAUUAUUUAAAGUGACUUAAACAACUUACCUGUAGGUUUAUCAUAUAACAUUAUGUAGUAUUAAACUGGAAAUGGUUAAAUAAAGAAGCUAUCGCAUGUGCAUAUACCAAGUAUUAUUUUAUCUAAAAUAAAAAUGUUUUUUAAAGUUACUAUUUUUGCUUCUUUAAUAAAGAAGGCAGAAUCAUAAGUUGUAUCUGAGCAAAUGUACAAUUUGACACAUUUUACUCAAACAUCAUGGCUCCAUCUAGUGGAUUUGGUUUUCCAGUUCAAGGCCCUUAGUAUUCCCCUGGAAUGGAUAUGUCUAGAGAACCACUUGUUGAAUUGUGAUGAAACUUGCUAAGGACACAAGUUAUUGAGUGUGGCAUAAUCUAGGGGUUUAUGGAGUCUGUCUGUCUGUCUGCAUUUUACAUGUACUGUUGUUGUACACGUGAAAUAACUUACCUGCAUUGUUAUUGUCUGAUAAAAUUGCCUUUUAGCUUGGCAUGUGUCUUUUUGGAAAACAGUGGGCUUAUACAAGUAUGUCAGUGAUAUUCAGUGACUCUGAAUAACAAAUUGGAAUUUAAGGUAACUCAGUAAAAUAGGUCACUAUAACCUACAACCAUUGUAUGUACUUGUAAAACGUUUGACAUACAGACAGAUUCUCUGAAUAAUGUAUGCUAAAGAAUUACAAGUUUAGUCCUUUCUUUUAAUUAAAGCUACCAUUGAGAAGUGUAGUUUAAUUUCUGGGCUGUGAAGUCAUCCUUAUGGUCACUCCCUAGCAACCUUAUAGACACCUUGGGGAGGGAUGGAGGAUUGCCUUUGAGGAAUCAAAGGCAAUGUUUACAGAACAAUUUUAAUCCAGUUGUAUUUUUUUAAUUAAUUGUUUCAACAUUUUUUUUCCUUCAUUUUUAAAAAAAAUCUAUAUUGUUACUUUCAAAGGUGGAGCAAUAAACCUAGUAUCAGUUAACAACUGGAACGGGCAACUUGCUGUUGAUUUCAACAUAAUUGGCUACCACAACAAAAAAACAGUAAUUUAAGAUUUCAAGACACACACUGUACAUAAGAGAAUAAUGCAGACCUGUGACACCCAAUGAAAAGGGAACCAUCUCAAUAGAAACUUGAUAACUAGCAGUAUUGUAUGUAGUAUCUUAUGUUAACAGUGAAUAUUGGUAUCAGAUUUUCACAUUAGUUGUGGGGCAAUAGGUGGAACUGGUUCUCAGAGAAUAUGAGAAGGUUCUGUGCAAUUUAAUCUGGGAAUUUUACCUUAUUUACUGUUUUAAUAGUUCCGUUCUUUAGAGUAGUCCAGUUUAUAACAUAGCAGAAACAGGUUCAUUUUAAUA